Juglans microcarpa x Juglans regia is the source of this 896-nucleotide messenger RNA. RefSeq names its product ubiquitin-conjugating enzyme E2-17 kDa. Bases 202 to 648 code for a protein of 148 amino acids. The transcript has 5 exons. Gene Ontology annotation, biological process: protein polyubiquitination. Gene Ontology annotation, molecular function: ubiquitin conjugating enzyme activity. Gene Ontology annotation, cellular component: nucleus. The record is from RefSeq and is a predicted model, not a curated record. NCBI's taxonomy places the organism in Eukaryota, Viridiplantae, Streptophyta, Magnoliopsida, Fagales, Juglandaceae.
AUUAUUCUUUUCAAUUUUCUUUUUAAAAGACAGAAAAUUCUAGAACCAGCUCUUUUCGCUCUGUGUCCGUGGCUCUAUAAGACUAAUCACCAUCUUCCCUUUCGAAUCUUGCUGCUCCCUUAUACCAUCUGCAAAUAAUUGAUUUAUUUUGUCAAUAUCCUUGAGAAAGUUCAAACCUUUGGUGCUUUCCCUUUUCAGAGUAUGGCAUCGAAACGGAUCUUGAAGGAGCUCAAGGAUUUGCAGAAAGAUCCUCCUACCUCUUGCAGCGCUGGUCCUGUGGCUGAGGACAUGUUCCAUUGGCAAGCUACCAUCAUGGGACCUGCUGAUAGCCCUUAUGCAGGAGGUGUAUUUCUAGUUUCUAUUCAUUUCCCCCCUGAUUAUCCAUUUAAGCCCCCAAAGGUUGCAUUUAGGACUAAGGUGUUCCACCCAAAUAUCAACAGCAAUGGAAGCAUAUGUCUGGAUAUACUUAAAGAACAGUGGAGCCCAGCGCUAACAAUUUCUAAGGUGCUGUUGUCCAUAUGCUCUUUGUUGACGGACCCCAACCCUGAUGAUCCACUUGUACCAGAAAUAGCUCACAUGUACAAGACUGACCGGGCUAAGUAUGAAGCCACUGCACGCAGCUGGACACAGAAGUAUGCCAUGGGAUGAUGGCGAGAGCUGAAAACCCUUUGCAUCUAGAAGCAGCUGUGAAUCCAUGGGUUUCAUUAAGAAUGAAUCUCCUAUUUCUUUUGUUCGAGGACUCAAUGUUGGCCAGGAACAUUAUCGUCUUGUGAAUAUUAUUUGAAGACAUUGGAGAUUGGAAAACUGUAAUGUAAUGUUAUCAUGUUGUCAAGUGAAUGUUUUGCUUGUUGAUCUACAACUCGUAUGAUUGAUUAAGAAAUAAUGUUUUGUGGGUA